Molecule: messenger RNA, 510 nt
Organism: Gryllus bimaculatus (two-spotted cricket)
Lineage: Eukaryota; Metazoa; Arthropoda; Insecta; Orthoptera; Gryllidae
Source: the annotation of a GenBank genome assembly
GUGCGAGGAACGGAUCCGAAUGUGUGUAUGUGUGUGCGUGUGUGUGAGCGCGUGGAGUUUGCGGUAACCGUCGUUUCGUUGAACGAUCGUGUGAAGACAGUGAUGUCGUAGGGGGCUUUGGUGUGCUUGGCGGUUGUAAGCUUUCGCAUCGGAUAUCUGUAGGAGGCCGUGUGCUGCAAACAGAAUCAGGUCAUCGCUAGCUAGGGCGGCGAAUCGCGUUCGCAUCGGAUAUCCGAUCGGUGCGUCCGACAGCUGAACAUCGUACAUCGCUUCGUACAUCGCCUCGCGAUGGAGUACAUCGCGUACGGCGGGUGUGAAUUUUCGCUGUUCCUGCCGCCCAAACGAGAUCGACGAAGGUCUGAUCCCAAAGUACGGCUCUCGAUUGGGCAAGUAGUAGCAGCGAAGGUCCUAGCAAAGGGGCGGUCACGCGUGCGUCGACCCACGUGGCUCACGCGCCCACGCACGCGCGUGACUGUGUCGAAAGCGGCGGCUGCGUCUUCAGGAGGAUGA